AUGUUGUGUAUAUCAUUGUUAGUUAUAAGUGCAUUACUACUCGCUAUCUUUAAAUUUUUCGUUAAAGAUAGGCAUUACUGGAAGAAGAGGAAUAUACCAGAAGUGCAGGGUGUCAUGUGGAAAUUUCUCAAAAGCCAGAAAUCAAUAGCCGAAAUUUAUAAAGACAUUUAUUUUGCUUAUCCCGAAGAAAAUAUCGGUGUGUAUAAUGGACCAAAACCAGCAUUAAUUAUAAAGAACUUGGAAAACAUACAAGCGGUAUUACUUGGAGAUUUCCAAAGCUUCUUCAGUCGCGGUUUUAAUACGAACCAAAACGAUCAACUUACGGAUAGUGUACUAUUUAUGGAGGAUUACGAAAGAUGGAGAAUUGUAAGAUACAAAAUUUCACCAGUGUUUACUAUGAAAAAACUAAAAAGUAUGUUUUAUAUAAUGGAAAGAUGCGCCAGAGAUUUUAUGCAAUUUAUGGACAACAAUCAAGAAGCGAUAAACAAGCCAUUCAACGCUUUGUACACUUAUACCACGGCUUCUAUCACUGCAUCCAUUUUUGGUAUCGAUGCGAACACCCAAAAUACUAUGGAUUCACCUUUCAUAGAAAUGGCAACAAAAGCUACUGAACCAUCUUUCCAAACAAAUUUAAAAUUCCUCCUUGCUAGUACGUUCCCGAAACUUUUCAAACUACUCCAAUUAAAAUUUUUCGGUGAUCACGAAUAUUAUUUUAUAAACGUUGUGAAGCAAGUGUUGAAGGAACGUCGCAAAGACAAUGAUAAGAGAUACGAUUUCAUUGACACUUGCAUUGAGUUACAAAAUGAAGGUGUUAUGCGAAAUUUGGAGACGGGGUAUCAGUUGGUACCAUCUGACGAACUGAUGGCUGCGCAGGCGUUCUUCUUCUUCAUUGCCGGUGCUGACACAUCCGCGCAUUCGAUGCUCUUCGUUUUAUUGGAACUUUCUGGAAAUCCAGACAUUCUUAAAAGGUUACACAAAGAGAUCGAUAGUGUUUUCGAGAAGUGUAAUGAAAAAUUAACAACCGACAAUAUUGACGAGUUAAAAUAUAUGGAUAUGGUGAUCAAUGAAGCGUUUAGAAAGUAUCCAACGAUCGGAUCGAUACAAAGAAAAUGUACUAAAACAACUACUCUGCCGGUGGGACAAAUAAAGGUAGAGAAAGACGUGCAAGUUAUAAUACCAACAUACGCAAUACAUAGAGACGAAAAGUAUUACCCGAAUCCAGAUGUAUUUGAUCCUGAGAGAUUUUCUCCAAAAAAUAUUGGCAACAUACCUAAAUAUGGAUAUCUUCCAUUCGGUGAAGGAAAUCGGAUUUGUAUUGGUGCAAGAUUCGCUCGACUCCAAAUGAAAGUUGGCCUGGCCUGGCUUCUGAGACGAUACACGUUGAAGGAACAAGUGUACAAACCGAAACGUUUUGAGCCCAGCUUUUUCGCAUUGAGAGAUACUGGAGCUCGGGUUGACUUCAUUCCGAGAAGAAUUUGAACAUGUUAACACUUUAUCCUUCUCAUUUUAUUUCAGAAAAAUAAAGAUAGAUAUAUUUCUUCUUCUAUAUUAUGUUCUUUAUCUAUGCCAAAUUUCAUCGAAAUCCAUUGGAGCCUACUGUAAUCGAAGGUCAAACUUUGAACAGCAUUGAUUCAUGCAGGAUCUGCUUAUAAAACUAAACAACAUGCAUAUAAAUA
This is a messenger RNA of Papilio polytes (common Mormon), 1676 nucleotides long. RefSeq names its product cytochrome P450 6B5-like. The transcript is spliced from 2 exons. Gene Ontology annotation, molecular function: heme binding; oxidoreductase activity, acting on paired donors, with incorporation or reduction of molecular oxygen; monooxygenase activity. Bases 1 to 1479 code for a protein of 492 amino acids. Lineage: Eukaryota; Metazoa; Arthropoda; Insecta; Lepidoptera; Papilionidae. The record is from RefSeq and is a predicted model, not a curated record.